UACAAUUGAUAAAUCACUUCUCAAAUUAUAGAGAGUGGGGACUCUCACACUCGUAAAAUUAAUUAAAAUGGUCAAAUUUCGUGGAUUUCAAAUUUAUAUAUUUGGCAGCGUCACUGGCAAAUACUGGAAGCUUGGAAGAAGCAUCUAGCUUUCUUCCUCACUGCUCCGCCUCCGUCAAAGUCGUUAUAUGUAGCUCUCCUAAUUGCCAGUCCGACAACGACUGAGAAAGAAGACUAGUUGGGCAGUACGGCGCGUAGCAACUGCAAAGCAGUUCCCGGGCAAACUUCGCCAGCCACAUGUUCGACGAUUUGCUUCUGUGAAAAUAAACUCAGAGGAGGCGAUGGCUUCGGUGGUGUAUGAGACCGGGCUGUGCGACGCAAGCGGCGUGGAAGCAGGGCUCACCAAGGAGAUUCGCCAAAGUCAUGGCCGCGGACGCACCGCGCACAAUUUGUCAUCUUCUUCGCUGCGCAAGAAAUCGGACAACUCGCUCGUCUCCAAGGUCCGUUGCCGAGUUCUCCGCAAUCUCCUGACUAAUCUCCAGGAGGUUUUACUAGGGACAAAGCUUUUCGUGCUCUUUUUGGCGGUGCCGCUUGCCUUUGUUGCACAGAACUGGAGGUUUGGACGGACAUGGGUAUUUGCUUUAAGUUUGCUGGGCUUAAUCCCUCUUGCAGAGCGUCUGAGCUUUCUCACCGAGCAAAUUUCAUUUUACACCGGUCCUACUGUUGGUGGUCUCUUGAAUGCUACAUGUGGGAAUGCGACAGAGCUUAUCAUAGCUUUGUUUGCCUUGCACAUGGGAAAGAUUGAAGUUGUCAAGCUUUCUCUAGUAGGUUCAAUCCUCUCAAAUUUGCUUCUUGUCCUUGGAACAUCCUUUUUUUGCGGUGGACUUGUUAACUUGAGCAAGGAGCAGCGUUUUGAUCGUAAGCAAGCCGAUGCGAACACAGCUCUCCUGUUACUAGGUGCACUAUGUCAUAUGCUUCCUCUGAUGCUCAGGUAUACUGUGAACUCUGACGAGGGUUCCUUUACAGCCCCAACUCUGGCAUUUUCAAGGGCAACCAGCAUUGUUAUGCUAGCUGCCUACGUUGCAUACCUCUUCUUCCAGUUGAAAACCCAUGGCCAUCUAUUUAAGCCGCAAGAGGAAAAUGAUACAGAUGACACGGUUUCUGAUGCUGAAAGCGUAAUUGGAUUCACUACUGCAAUAGCCUGGUUGGUUGGCAUGACGAUAUUGAUUGCAGUACUUUCUCAGUAUGCUGUUUGCACCAUUGAGGCUGCAUCGGAAUCUUGGGGCUUGUCAACCAGUUUCAUUAGUGUCAUAUUACUGCCAAUUAUUGGAAAUGCAGCUGAACAUGCUGGUGCAAUCAUUUUUGCUUUAAAGAACAAACUGGACAUUACCCUUGGAGUAACAUUGGGUUCAGCAACUCAGAUUUCCAUGUUUGUGGUCCCAUUAAGUGUAAUUAUGGCAUGGAUAAUGGGCAUGCAAAUGGAUCUUGAUUUUAAGCUCCUGGAGACUGGUUCUUUGGUUGGCUCAAUUUUAAUUACAUUAUUUUCAUUACGGGAUGGAACCUCACACUAUCUGAAGGGAUUUGUGCUUGUUCUUGCUUACCUGGUUAUUGGCGCUUGUUUUUUUGUUCUUAGAACCCCAUCAGACCACGCUAAUGGUGUAAAUCUUAAUGCAAUUCCGACAAUCUCAAGCAUUAUGGUGGCUUAAUUGGCUGAAGCCUGGAGUGAAGUUUAAACCACUCAGUCAAAUUUUGCCGUCCAACCUUUACAGAAGAUUUCUCAUGUCAAAAUUAUUUCAGUGGUUUGAUUUUGGUGGAGAGCAUUUGGCAGUAAAUCAGUGUAGAGAUGACAUUUUGAAUGGUAUGCACCUCCCCAAUGUAUAAUUUCCUAUGUUCUUGUAAAUUAUUAUCCAUCUUCUUUGUAGUUUUGAAGGUAAUAUUGAUUUUUUUUUAUUAUUUAUUAUCCAUCAUUUCUUUCAAAUUGCACUACAAGGUAGGCAACAAUUCCUUUGAUGCUUCGCACUGACACCGCAAGUUUUGCUUCUGAUUUAUUGCACUGUUUCGAAGUUCUAAAGACUUGUUUUUGCUCUUCAAACUUAUUUUUUAUUGUAAGUUGUCUGGAUUGAUUAUGAGAAAUUUUACUUUACAUCCC
Molecule: messenger RNA, 2148 nt
Organism: Dendrobium catenatum
Lineage: Eukaryota; Viridiplantae; Streptophyta; Magnoliopsida; Asparagales; Orchidaceae
Product: vacuolar cation/proton exchanger 1a
Exons: 12
Coding region: 341-1705 (454 amino acids)
Biological process (GO): intracellular calcium ion homeostasis; calcium ion transmembrane transport
Cellular component (GO): plant-type vacuole membrane
Molecular function (GO): calcium:proton antiporter activity
Source: RefSeq, a predicted model, not a curated record